Rhineura floridana is the source of this 2463-nucleotide messenger RNA. RefSeq names its product tRNA 2'-phosphotransferase 1-like. The record is from RefSeq and is a predicted model, not a curated record. The transcript is spliced from 10 exons. Lineage: Eukaryota; Metazoa; Chordata; Lepidosauria; Squamata; Rhineuridae. Gene Ontology annotation, molecular function: tRNA 2'-phosphotransferase activity; GDP-mannose hydrolase activity. Gene Ontology annotation, biological process: tRNA splicing, via endonucleolytic cleavage and ligation. Bases 547 to 2109 code for a protein of 520 amino acids.
CCCUGGGUACCUAGGAAGGCCCCCUUUCGGCCCACUGCAGACACCUCCCAACCCCCGAUCUCGCUGUAUCAUGCAGUGGGGAGAGCCCUAGCCUGCCCGGGCGCACCGCGCGUGGCUCUGUUGCAAACAGGGUGGGAGAGACGCGCGUUCAACUGUCGGCCAGCCUCCGCUUCCAGACGCGAAGGGUUAAAAUGCCAGCUCGCCCGACGUGGCGUCCUCGUCACUUGCAUAAUGUGCCCGUCUAAUUAGGCGGCCCGGAAUGAUGGAACGCGGAUGGCCUGGGCUAAGGGCGAGCGCGCACGCACCAAAAAGCGCCAUCAGAAAUAAUACAGCGGCGGGCUAUUUUCGACGGGUUGAUUUGGCCCUCUUGGCUCGACAGUUGGGCGAGGGGGAGGCAUAGAGCCCAGCAAACCUCUUGGGUUAUACAGUUGACUUCUACCAACUAUCGGAAAGCAAGGAUAUGGGCUUUUAUUGUGGCAAACAAACAAAAAAUGCAAUACAAUAAAACCACUGGCUUGAUGGAGGAGAGAUCUAGGGCCAUUAGGCAUGAUUAUGGCUAAGCGGAGCCUCCAGAUGCCCAUAGAUGGGCAGAGCAGGCAGAAGAUGGAUCCCGAUAUCUCCCUCCUGUUCCAGUGCCCAUCUCCUGAGGGCAUCCCUGAGAGUCAGGUGCGAGCAGAGCUCUCCCCGCUGUAUGACCGGCGCCUACUGUCUGGUGACGGGGUCUGGAUCGAGACAGUUUGGGCCGCACGGCGCCAGCAGAGCCCAUGGCUCUUUGACGGAGCCAAAUUCCGGCUCCACUCAAUCAAGUGGGAGGGGGAUGUUUUGACCUUCCGCCUCGGCCUCACCUGUUACAAGGACUUUGUUGGCACCAACCUGGCAGAUAGAGCCGGGCAGCUCCAGGAGCGCGGGCAUGAGGACUUGGGGAACAGCCAGGCCUACCUUGCCGAUCCCUUGGGAGUGGGCGCCAUGUUGCACACGGCGGACGACCAAUUUGUCUUCUUGCGACGGAGUCAGUGUGUAGGGGAGGCACCUGGAAAGAUCGAUAUUUCUGGAGGGCAUCCUGAACCGCAGGUUGUGAUGGGAGACACUGCUCUGGAGGGACCCAUCCACCAUCAGGACCUUCCAGGAGACUCGGUGGUCAAGGAGUUGUUCUCCUCAGUGCUACGAGAGAUCCAGGAUGAGGUGAAUCUUCCACCACCCACCCUCAGCAGACCGGUCUUGCUCGGAAUAGCCCGGAACGAGACUAGCGCUGGCCGCUGCAGUGCCGAAUUCUAUGUCAGGUGCAGCCUGACCUCCGAGCAAGUGCGGCACCAUUACGCCAUUGGGGGCCUGGAGGCCCAAGAGUCCACCAGCAUCAUCUUUCUCAAUAGAGAGGAUCCAGAUGUUUGCCUGUCCAAAGCCCUCUCUUACGCGCUGCGCCAUGGGGCACAGAAGCUAGGGUUACACAUGGGCUGUGAUGGCUUUGUGGAUGUGGCGGAGCUCCUUCGUUUGCCCCAGUUUAAGCUUUGGAACCUGGAUGAUGUGCGGCGCGUCGUGGAGACAAACGAAAAGCAGCGCUUCGCUGUGCGCCUGCACCCUUCCGGCGGGCACCUCCAGAUCCGUGCCAAUCAAGGGCACUCGUUGCAGGUGUCUGAACUGGAGCUAAACCCACUGCUGGAGCUGUCGGAUUUUCCAGAGGUUGUGGCCCACGGCACAUAUCUGCGUCACUGGCCAGCAAUUCGCCUUAGUGGCCUGUCCCGGAUGGGGAGAACGCAUAUCCAUUUAGCGGCAGGAUUGUCAGGGGACGGAGCUGUCCUGAGUGGAAUGAGAAACAACUGUGAGGUGGCCGUAGUCAUUGAUGUCACCCGAGCUCUGGCAGAUGGAAUCACAUUUUACAGCUCGGCUAAUGGAGUCAUCCUCACGCCUGGUGAUGCCAAUGGGCUGCUACUCCCGUGCUACUUCAGGGAAGCCUUACAGCUCCGGCCUAGGCGUAAGUUGCACGGCCUAUUCCUGCCGCUCCAGCCUGGGCAUGUUUCUAUCAUACCCUUCCCCCAAAGAGCUCAGAGUGGCAUACAUAGUUCUUCUCCCUCCCCCAUUUCAGCUUCACAACAACCAUGUCAGGUAGGUUAGCCCAUAGUCACCCAGUGAGCUUCAUGGCUGAGUGGGGAUUUAAUCUGGGUUUUCCCAGCACUAUAGCUACUAAACCACAUUGCCUUUGUACAUGCGCAGGAACACUUUUGUUUCAUGUUCUAGGGACAGGUGUUGUCACUAAAAAAUAGGGGAGGCUGCAGUCUGUAAACUUGCCUCAAGUUUUUUUUGUGAGGAGUAACUCUAUAUCCUUUUUUGCCUCCAGGGUGUCUGCUGUCUCUCGACUGUCCUGGUCUUGAGCUACUGGAAACAUCUACCUCACUUUCUCCAUGAGACUGUUGUUUAUGUUUUUGUGCAUAUAUGUAUUUCACCAAACAAGACACCUCACUAUUUAAA